This is a messenger RNA of Prosopis cineraria, 2612 nucleotides long. RefSeq lists its product as uncharacterized. The coding region runs from base 69 to 2357 and encodes 762 amino acids. The transcript has 8 exons. Gene Ontology annotation, molecular function: protein binding. The record is from RefSeq and is a predicted model, not a curated record. Lineage: Eukaryota; Viridiplantae; Streptophyta; Magnoliopsida; Fabales; Fabaceae.
UUAAACCAUCGACGCACUGAGAUCAUCAACAUAGCAGCUGCGCGAUAGAAGCAGGUAGAGACACGAUUAUGGAUACGGUUACGGAGCUGAUGGAAAGCAUUAAGAAGAAAGAGCCGAUGGGAAGCAUUAAGAAGAAAGAACUGUUUACAUAUGCCAUGAAAGGCAGAUGGGAAGGAGUGAUGAAGAUUUACGAGGAGGAUCCAAGGGCACACAGCGCCAGAAUAACAAGGUCAGGAGACACGGCGUUGCACAUAGCAGUAUCGGAAGGGAAGGUCAAGGAGGUGAGAGAAAUGGUGAAGUCUGUUAUAUCCUAUCAGUACGAACAUGCUAUAGAGGCCCUGCAAACUUGUAACGAUCGGGGGAACACUGCUCUGCAUUUAGCGGCUGCCAUGGGGGAUGCCAGAAUAUGUGACCUUAUCGCAAGUGCACAUCCUUCAUUCAGUUCAUUGGUGGAUUGUCGUAACCGCGACGGCGAGACACCCCUCUUCCUGGCCUCUCUCUAUGGCAAGAAACAAGCUUUUCUUUGCCUUCAUUAUAUUUAUAUCCGUAACCCUCCCGACGGUCACCCUCCACUCUACUAUGCCAACUGUAGAAGGAAGGACGGCGGCACUAUUCUUCACUGCGCAAUCAAUGGAGACUAUUUUGAUUUAGCAUUCCAAAUCAUACACUUGUAUGGAGAUCUAGUGACCUCGGUGAACGAGGACGGCUUGUCCCCGCUGCAUCUGCUAGCAGCAAAACCUUCUGCCUUCAGAACUGGUAGCCGCCUCGGACGAGUCGAAAAAAUCAUCUAUCACUGUAUAUACGUUGAUAAGCUUAAGGUGGCAGAACCGAGGCAAUACCAUACUGCAGUCGAGGAUGAUGACCAAGCAAUUCGUCAAUACUUUCCAGACAAUUACCACGUAUUGUGGGACACUUUCAACGUCAUCAAAUCUAUGGUCACUUCUGCUGUAGGAAAAGGAGAACCUGAUCAUCAAGCAAACGGCAAGGAUGUCGAAAAUGCUAAAAAUCAUCACGCUGUCGCUAGAGCUGGAGGACGGGAAGAAGUCAGGGAUCAUGAAAGUGGAUUAUUUCCUGCUAACUACAGAACCUGCUGUAAUUUGAUAAAAUUCUUUUAUCUGGCGCUGCUGGUAAUUCUUGGACAAGGAUCGAGCAAGUUAAACAAGAUACGUCGAAAGAAGGAGAAGCACACUUGGUCUGUCCAAAUAAUGAACGCACUUCUUGAUCGUGUUUCCGAUUAUGAGUACGAAGACAACGGGUCGGAACCCGAUAUGCCAGAGGAACUGUCAAACUUUGUGUCUAAGCUAUCAUUCAACAAGGGCAUGGAUGUGGGAGUGGAAGCUUCUAAAAAAAGAAAAAAGGAGACACCCAUACUCAUUGCUACAAAGAAUGGUGUGACAGAAAUGGUAAAGGAAAUUCUAAGACUAUCUCCGGUGGCUAUCUACGAUGAGAAUGAAGAGAAGAAGAACAUAGUGUUGUUAGCAGUAGAGAAGAGGCAACCCCACGUGUACAAGUUGCUGCUGGAGAAGAAUUUCUUUAAGGAAAGUCUAUUCCGGCAGGUGGAUAAUGAGGGAAAUAGUGCGUUGCACUUGGCAGCCAAACGUGGACCUCACGAGCCAUGGCGCGUUUCCGGUGCUGCUCUCCAAAUGCAGUGGGAAAUCAAGUGGUUUGAGUUUGUGAAAAAUUCGAUGCCGCCUCAUUUUUUUGCCCACUACAACAAGAGUUACAAAACGCCGAAAGAGAUAUUCACCGAAACUCACAGUGACUUGGCGCAAAGCGGGGGAGAGUGGCUGACAAAGACCUCAGAGUCGUGCUCGGUGGUGGCGACACUGGUUGCCACGGUGGCCUUUGCCUCGUCGACGGCCGUGCCCGGUGGUGUGGAGGAGGCUAGCGGCCGCCCAGUUUUGAGAGAAGAGAGAGCGUUCGACUUGUUCACCAUCUCAUCACUAGUUGCCCUCUGCUUUUCCAUUAUCGCCACCAUCAUGUUCCUAUCGAUUCUCACUUCUCGCUAUCAGGAAUUCGAUUUCAACAGGGACCUGCCGAGGAAGCUUAUUCUGGGCAUGUCCUCAUUGUUCAUGUCCAUUGCAUCCAUGUUGGUGUCGUUCUGUGCCGGCCAUUUCUUCGUGCUCAAGGAUCAGUUCCGAAGCGCUGCGCUUCCUAUAUAUCUUCUGACUUCAUUCCCUGUGACACUCUUCGCUCUGGCCCAAUUCCCUCUUUACUUCGAUCUCUUGAAGACUACGUUAAAGAAGGUUCCGCAGCGAAGCUACAAGGCCACCCCAGUAAUGGAGCACAAUUCAGAGACGAAGAGCAAGAAUGGGGACGAAAAGAAUGUUGAAAAGGGCCAAGGAUCCCCUCCCUAAAAACCCUGUGAAAUGACUUUAACUUGAGAUAAUAAAGAGUAAGAGAUCAUGGAGAAGUGAUCUCUCAUUGUACAGUUCGCAAAGUCUCAUUUAGAUACCCGUCUUCACUUUAGUCAGAGAAAGAAAACAAGAGGAGGUUAUGGAAGGGCGGGACUGGCCGCCGAAUUCGAAGCUUCAGUGAUCUGUUGCAUUUCUUUUUUUCUUUUUUGCUUUGUCCUUUCUUUAUUUCAGUUAAACUAUAUUUCAAGAAAUACU